Molecule: messenger RNA, 1381 nt
Organism: Sebastes umbrosus (honeycomb rockfish)
Lineage: Eukaryota; Metazoa; Chordata; Actinopteri; Perciformes; Sebastidae
Product: histone H1-like
Exons: 1
Coding region: 568-1203 (211 amino acids)
Biological process (GO): nucleosome assembly
Cellular component (GO): nucleosome
Molecular function (GO): structural constituent of chromatin; DNA binding
Source: RefSeq, a predicted model, not a curated record
CUGAUAGGAAGUCUGGCUAAACUGCACCAUAAGCCUCGGCCAUCAUCAGUGUGUUUGCUGCUCCCUCAAUAACUGCACUUUACUAAACACUCAUCAACAGCAGAUGGUUGUUUUUACAUUGAGUUCCUGAACAAACAUGUGGGCCAGUUGGAAAACGUCUUUUGAUGGAGCUCUGAUGCAUUUUAAAUCAUUUUAGGAGAGAAAUGAGAGAGAAAAGCCGCUGAGCAGUGCUGGCCACGGCGGUGAUAGGUGAGGUUUGGAGGCUCCAAAAACAAAAUGCAGAGAGCAUCAGAGCUCUACAUGACUUGAAUAUGAAGAGACACAAGUCCGCUAUCGGCUCCAUUCACUGUCAGCCUUCAGCACUUCUCCCACAUGAUGUUUUGAGUGUUUUAUCAGUGAAGAGAAAACACAAGUGGCACGGCUUUCAGAUGCUCAGAGGAGCUACGGGCUGGGUUGAGUCUCCACGGUUCUCAUGGUGUGUUUAAGUGCAGCCUCCUGCUCCGAGCUCUUCAACAGUCCAGUCUCACUCUCGUGUUGUCGUGAAGAGGAACUAAACUUCAGGAGGAAAUGGCAGAAGAAGUAGCUCCAGUUCAAGCCGCCCCGGCGGCCAAAGCAGCCAAGAAGAAGGUCUCCAAACCGAAGAAGACUGGCCCCAGCGUCAGAGACCUCAUCGUUAAAGCUGUGGCCGCAUCCAAGGAGCGGAGCGGCGUGUCUCUGGCCGCCGUCAAGAAGGCUCUGGCUGCCGGAGGAUACGAUGUGGAAAAGAACAAGGCCCGCGUCAAGACCAACAUCAAGACCCUGGUGGUUAAUGGGACUCUGGUCCAGGUCAAGGGGACCGGGGCCUCCGGCUCCUUCAAGGUCAGCAAGCAGGCUGCAGAGAAGCCGAAGCCAGCCAAGAAAGCCGCUCCUAAAGCCAAGAAGCCCGCAGCCAAGAAACCCGCAGCCAAGAAACCCGCAGCGGCUAAAAUGCCGGCAAAGAAGUCGAUAGCCGCGAAGAAAUCCCCGAAGAAGGCGAAGAAACCCGCAGCGGCCAAGAAAGCAGUCAAGAGCCCCAAGAAACCAGCCAAGAGCCCCAAGAAGGCGACUAAGGCUCUCAAGGUGACCAAGAGUCCCAAGAAGGUGGUCAAAAAGGCCGCUGCUGUCAAGAAAGCUCCCGCUAAGAAGGUUGCCAAAGCCAAGAAAGCAGCACCCAAGAAGAAGUGAGCUGUUCUCAGUCUGAACAAACACUCCGACAAAAAGGCUCUUUUAAGAGCCACCCACAUCAUCCUUAAAGAGUGAUUACCUGUUAAUUAUUACUGUUGACAUUAACUGCAGACAUAAACAUAAUAUUAUAUUUGGAGCUAGGAGGAGAAAUAAACUAGGGCUUUUCACUUAUUUAUUA